Spodoptera litura is the source of this 1212-nucleotide messenger RNA. RefSeq names its product superoxide dismutase [Cu-Zn]. Lineage: Eukaryota; Metazoa; Arthropoda; Insecta; Lepidoptera; Noctuidae. The record is from RefSeq and is a predicted model, not a curated record. Gene Ontology annotation, molecular function: copper ion binding. Gene Ontology annotation, biological process: superoxide metabolic process.
CGUUAGAAGUCAAACAUAGUUCAUCCUUCCACAUACGCGAAUAGACAGUUUUGUGUGCGCAAUGUUGGCCCGUUGGUUAAAUAUUAUCGCAAUAAUUUGUGUCAUACCCUACACAAAAGGAGAACCAAGGGUUGCAAUAGCGCAUUUACAAUCGCUACAGUCAGUGACUGGUCAAAUUGAGUUGACUGAGACGGCAAAGGGGCUACAUGUCUAUGGAGUUAUAACUGGUUUACCACCCGGUGCUUACGGGUUUCACGUUCAUGAAUUAGGAGAUGUUACACCUGAUUGUAACCUAGCGGGCCGGCACUUCAAUCCUGAGGGAGCCACCCACGGUGGCAGGGAAUCCACCAUACGUCAUGUCGGUGACCUCGGAAACGUAUUGUUCGUUAACGAUCGAGCCGCAUCUGCUACAGUAGACUUCGAAGAUAGUGUAUUGACACUUCGAGGACAAAAUAGUAUAUUGGGGCGCUCUUUGGUCCUGCAUAUACACGAGGAUGACCUAGGCUUGGGAGGAAACUCUACGUCAUUGACGACAGGUAACUCGGGGCCACGGGUAGCAUGCGGUGUCAUUGGAAUCAAAUCACCUUAUGAGCCUUGGAGUGCCGCUAGCUCUGUCUCUCCGUCGGUUCUACUAUUUAUCACAUCUUUAACUUUAUUUACUUUAAGAUGGAAAUUGUUAUAAUAAGUAUUUAAUUUUAAUAUACUCCAUAGGUAUGUACUUUUGUUUUUAUUACGCAGAAUCGUAUCUAUUUAUGAAAAUCUUAAAACAUUGUUAUAGAACUUUACCUAUUUGUGUAUAUCUAUAUUUUAAUAAAUAGAUCUUUUAUAAAAUAAUAUUAUAAGCUUUUAAUAUUUUAUUCGACACAUAUGUACGACAUUUAUGUAUGACUAUGGCAGUUUCGAUUGUAUCCUUUGUUUACCUCUAAUCUGUAUACCUUUUUAAUGGAAAAAAAUCAUCACAUGUCUCCUCCUUUGUAUUGACUAAGAACCAUCCCUUAAACCCCGUUCUAAGUUCGAAGGUUCGAGCCAGAGCCGCGGUGACACUAAGCAAAUCGUCCGCAGCGCUCAUCCACAAAACUCUUGCAGUUUGUGGACGGAUGUAUCCCUAGAUUUAUCUUCUUUAGCCCUAGGCAUCACUUGAGGACAUUUAACUGCACGGUUGGCGCGGUGGCUGGGCAACUAGCUGCCGCGCAACGUGUCCCGGGUUCGAUU